CCACAAUGCACAGCGCAGCAGCCACGUAAACGUGCAGCUCUUCGGCCGGCUGGCUCUCUGCCUGUCUCUCAGUCAGGUUUCUGUGUGUCCCUCUGCCAGGAAAUCACCCCCAAACGAUGCUGCUCACCCCCGACAGGGCUUCGGUGAGAGUGCAAGAGCUGUAAGAUGUCGAUGGUGCUGUUUGCCUCGGUGGUGAGGGUCGGGGACGGCCUGCCCCUCUCGGCGUCCACCGACUACGAACAGGACAAAGGGCUUCAGGAGACCAAGAGGCACCUGAAAGGCCUGUCCAAGAAACUCAGCCAGUUCCCUGACCGCUGCACACUCAAGACUGGACAAUACAAUGUCAAUUUCACAAGCUCCCUGGGCGUAGGAUACCUGAUGGUUUGCACAGAGAAUUACCCCAACGUCCUCGCCUUCUGCUUCUUGGAUGAGCUGCAGAGGGAGUUCAUCGUCACCUAUGACACUAAGCGAAUCAACAGCGCCGUGCGACCGUACUCCUUCAUCGAAUUCGACACCUUCAUCCAGAAGACCAAACAGCGGUACAACAGCCCUCGCUCGCUGUCCACCAAGAUCAACCUGGCAGACAUGCAGACUGAGAUCAAGCUGCGGCCGCCCUACCAGCUCUCCCCCGAGGACCUGAGCUCCAUCAACGGAUUCUCACUGCACACCCCCUCCAAGUAUAAGGGCAUAGCACCCACUCAGAUGCUGGAGCCAGUGACCCUGCCUGGCAUCGUGUCCUGUGUGCUCAGUGUCCUCUGUGGAGGCCUGAACCUGCUGCGGGGAGUCCACGCUAUAGAGAGCAUACUGCAGAAUGAUGAUGAAGACUUUAAUUAUGUGAUUGCCUUCUUCCUGGGCACGGCGGCCUGUCUGUAUCAGUGUUACCUGUUUGCCUACUUCUCUGUCUGGAGGAACAGCAAGUCCUUCCUGGCAUUCGCGCUCAUCUGUCUGUCCAACAUGUAUCUGUAUGAACUGAGGAACAUGUGGCAGAUCCUCUUCCAUGUGACGGUGGGGGCGGUCAUGACCCUGCAGAUCAGACUCAGACAGCCGCUGGGCAAAGCACCGGACUACAAUGUCUGACAAAAGGCCCUCACCAGAACGGACAACAAACCUUAGAUGUCCAGUAAGCGCAGACCAGAUUGCACUGGCCGGCCUGGGGGACAACGCUUCCAAGUGAAAAAAUAAAAAAGAACCUCCUCCCCAAAGCACAGGAAGAGGAGCCAAACAUCUUCAAACACCACUUUUGUCCUGCUCCCUCCACACCACCAUUAGUCCCUUGUAGCACAGGACUGACUGUUCACAGCUUCGACCGUGUCUCGGAGUGAAAUCUGCCAUCGUCUGACUGUCACAAAGCUCUGCUCACAAGCUUUCCCUAAAAGAAAAAAAAAAAUAUAUUGGUUACUUCCUUUCCGAGCAGCUGUAGUUUUGAUUUUUGGGACUAUGCAGUGCAGGUUCAUGUGUAUGGCUCCUCUCUCAACAUGAGCAUAUCCUUCACAUAUAUAUAGGGGCCGGAUGGUUAUUCACUUAACUGUCCUUUUUUUUUUUUUUUUUUUUUUAAUAAUUUUGUGGACAGUUUAUUCCGCUAUUUAUUUGCAGACUGAACGUGCAUUGUUGAUGCUUUUUACAGAUUUUAUUACAAUUGUAUGUAGAGUUGUUUUAUGAUUAGAAAAUUUGUUAUGAUUUCAAUGCAGAUUGAUGUGUAUUCAUCACAAAGUGUCUCUCACUCUAACACACACCAAAACAGCCUGUUAACAUUCACAUCCAACUUCCUCGCCCACACAGCCGCAAGCAUAUGCCAGUGUCAAGUGACAAUGCUAAUAAACAGGUCUACGUUAAGCAGCAGCAACAAUGCAGCGUCGUGUUGUCAAGCCCGGAGGCGGUGUGUCAUCUGUGCGGCCCCUGGUGUGGUUUUUCCUCCCACCAAGCCCACGGUUCAGAGCUCAGUGUGACAGCUCGUGAUGAAGAGAGACAAACUUGCUACCCAACUGUCUCACCUCCCUUUGUUAUGCACAUCAGCACGCCAUUCACAUUUAAUGGUAUCCCAAUUAUGCCGGUGCGUUCGAGUGUGUUUGUUCAAAUAUACCGAGGGGAAUUACGGGGAGUUACUCUUCUCUUAAUCCUAACAAGUAACAGCGAGCAAACAAGAGAAGGGCAGAAAACUGGGACAUGCCCUUGUUUUUCUUUAUCUGUGAUUAGCUCAACUGUUGUGCCGUGACUGUUCUUAUUCUGCAUCUCGACGGACGGAGAGAGGAGAGAACAGUCUUUGCAUGAAAAGGAAAGUAUAGCCACAGCUAUGUUCCAUCUGGCAUGUCCGCUGCAUGUCUGUCUAGGGAUUGCUGCAAUGCUUCAGCCCUGCAUGAUUCAUCAUUCUUCCCUGUGACCGCACAGCCUCACAACAGUGGUACCACACCUAUAUGAGCUAAUGGCUCUCUUAGCAAUAUGGCCUGGAUCUGAUUGGAUCUUACAUGGACUUCGCUGGCUCAGAUUUUUUUUUUUUUUUUCUUUUGUUUUGUUUUCACAUUCUCCUU
Molecule: messenger RNA, 2525 nt
Organism: Myripristis murdjan (pinecone soldierfish)
Lineage: Eukaryota; Metazoa; Chordata; Actinopteri; Holocentriformes; Holocentridae
Gene: sec22a
Product: SEC22 homolog A, vesicle trafficking protein
Exons: 7
Coding region: 166-1077 (303 amino acids)
Biological process (GO): endoplasmic reticulum to Golgi vesicle-mediated transport
Source: RefSeq, a predicted model, not a curated record